Molecule: messenger RNA, 1099 nt
Organism: Sorghum bicolor (sorghum)
Lineage: Eukaryota; Viridiplantae; Streptophyta; Magnoliopsida; Poales; Poaceae
Exons: 3
Coding region: 94-636 (180 amino acids)
Cellular component (GO): chloroplast
Source: RefSeq, a predicted model, not a curated record
AGGCAAUCUCCUCUCUUCUUCUCCAUUUUAUUCUCUCCCCUUGCCAUUGGCAGGCCCAGUUUCUUUGUCACCGUCCUCGGAGGGGAAGGAGCAAUGGCAGCAGCAGCAGCCUCCGUGUGGCUGCAGCUGCAGGUCCCUCCCCAUCGUCUCCACAGUCCCCCGGUGCUCUCCCUACCAAGCAACCAUUCUUCCUCACAUGCAUGCCCUCCAGUAUACAAAUACAAGAAACAUGCGGCGCCAGGGAGAGGAAACCUUCUUCUCUGCAGGGCCUCUGGCGCCUCCUCCUCCUCUGUGGUGACCAAGGAGCAGGAGGGAGCGGCCAGCGAUCCUUCGUCAGAGGAGGGAUAUUCUGAGCCUCAAAUCUAUAGUUACAAGGAUGACCCCAACUUCAGGGGCUGCAAGGGCUGCGGCAGAGACGAGCUUGAGAGGGGUUGCAAUGGCGAAGGGCGGAUCCAGGGCGGCAUAGCUGCCGUCCCGGGCUUCGGCUGGUGGCCCAUCAAGGCGUACCGGCCGUGCCCUGGCUUCGUCGCGUCCGGCGGCCGCUAUCGGCGCCAGGGCCAAAGCAUGGACGACGUUGCAUCCGGCAGGGGAAAGAAGAAACCCUCUCCCGCCAAAAAGAAGAGCGACAACAAGUAAUCCCAGCCCAAGGAACUGCAGUGUUGACAAUGCUAGGAAGUGUGUUGUGUUAUUCAGGCCAGGGUGACCAAUGAGAUUCGGCUGUCACUGUCUGCAUCAGCAGUAGAUAAUGUUUCUUACCAGAAAUUCAGAAUCUAUCCAAGAUGAAAUCUGGGAAUGUUUGCCAUUACCAUGGUGGAAUUGGGGAAGCUCAAGUUAUUCAGAAACAACAGUUUUGGUCCACAAUGGCAAUAUAUAUGCACUAGUUGGGACUGGUUGUAGAAACAUCAAGAAUGUAGGGUGCAGUGUUGUUCUCCUAGGCUCCAUGUACUGUUUCGAUUUCAAUUGUAAUAGUAGUAGCUUGGAACAUCUGACUGGACCGCCUGUAUUAUUGUCUUCAAGUAGAACUAGGUGAGAUCUGUGCCAGGCAAGGCAACCCAUGUAUUCUCGUCCAUAACAAGAUAUAAACGUGCAUAAUUGAGCA